UUCAUUGCUUGUGGGGUAGGGGUGAGUAUCAUUUCUGGAGAGGGAGGGAGUUUGUUUCUCUCUUCUCUGAGGUGUGGUUUAUUUAGGAUAUGAUACUGCAUUAAAAAAUGUUGGUUUCGGUUAUUUUUUGGUUAAGGUGGCCAGUUGGUACUUGGCCCUGCAACCACCAAGUUCUCCCUGUGCCCACGCUGACUUAUACUAGCUCUUGUUCCUCUUGUGGGCAGGCCCUCAUGGUUUCUUUGCUUUUGAUUGGAUGCUUAUCUCUAUCUCUCCCCUCUGGAUCUGAGGUUACUUUUUCAUUGACUCAGUCUCCGUUAUGGUCUGAAGCCAGUUUCCUUCCCGUAGCUGUGUCCAGCAAUCCCUGUCCCCACGUUAUUGUUCCAGAUACUGUAAACAAAAUAAGGUUUAUUUGGUGUUGGAUUGACAACAAAGAAAAAAAAAUCACAAAAUAAAAGCAAUACAAAUAAGAUUAAAAAUUAAAAAUAGUUUAUGCUCCAUAUCCUGGCCAGGUGAUCUUCCAUUGCUAUUGCCUCCUCCGUGAAUGGAGAGCCUUUGUUUUAUCAUCUCUCUGGGGCUGUGUACUCAGGAGUGAAGUCUUCAUUAGCGCACUGAAUGCGAUCCUCAUCCCUUAGGGCACGUGGGCAGACCGUUGCACAAUCAUCCAUUGAAGUCAGUGGGGCUUGAUGCCAGCACGGCAUUCUGCCUCAGCAUUGCAGAUUGCAGGAUCAGAGUCUGCGCUUAGAUGUCAAUAUGCAAUUAUAACUGUUUCUCUGUAUCUCCGCACAUUUUCAUUAGUUUUCCCUUUUCUCUUGAUUAGAGCUGCGCGAUUGCGGCAAGAAACAUUUCUGUAAAUAUGCGUUUGGAUUUCAAAAUGAACUUGCUUUGACAGUGUUUGUGCCCCUUGUGUGCAUACCUACAGGUUUGUUCUUCCAGACAGUGAAUUUUUAAACAAAUGCUACAGGACGUUUGCAGCCAGCACAUAUCAAAUCCAUAACUGAAACCCAACCAAGUGCCGAGCAACGAGAGUUGAUCCUCUGCUGGUGUAAAUCAGCAUAUCUCCAUGGGCAUCAAGGAAAUUACACUGAUCUACACCAGAUGAGGUUUUGAAUGAAAUGAUGCUUUACAGACAGCUUCCAGUUUUUACUACGCAACAGGAACCAGAGUCCGAUCCCAGAGGUGAGGUGGGACUCUGGUCUCAAGGAGAUGAAUGAGACCUGGAAGGGAGCUGUUGCCUGCCUCGGGGUGGCUGUCUUCUUUGUGAUGACCAUCGGGAUUAUUUACUGGCAAGUGGUGGACCAGCCAAACAAGAACUGGAUCUUGAGAGGGAGCACCAGUGGUCUCAUCUGGGAGCGAAGGUCUCACUCCCUCGUCCUGCAGACCCUGAGCGAGGAGAAGACCCUGGUGGAGAUCGCUGUGGGCAACUUCCCAGACAUAGAGCAGCCCUUUGUGAAGAACUUGUGCUGGCUCAACAAGACGGAGUUCUGCUAUACCUGGGAUGCGACGGCGGAUCUGGAGAUCUCCCUUGAACCUGGUCCUUCCGCCGGCACAGAGUGCUACACGAUAAACUGGACUCCUCUGCACUGCAAGAUUACACUAAAGGAUUGUUUUUCAAUGACUAAUGUCUCCUGGUACGGAGGAGCAAGCAUCAGAGCCCAGCGCUGGCCUUUGAACAAUGUGAAUACAAAGUCCCAGCCAUUUGUUAUCAGCAACCUCACCAAAAAUCCCACCGGCUAUGGAUCUGUCUUAGAAAAAUACUUUUUGGGAUCAACGGGGGUGACAGUAACAGUUGCACCAGACGUCCCCAUCUCCCUCUCAGUGGAGAGCAAUAGGUACUUCUGUCUUGAGAGCCCUUCCAGCAUAGCCAUGGUCCCCCUACAGUACAUGGUGUGCAUCAGUCAAAACAUCACGUCUGCCCACCAGGAAGUAGGGAGCCAGCUCUCAGAGCAGGAGAGGAGGCUGCCAAACACUGACAUAUUAAGGUUGCCAAUCUGGAGGCAUUACAAAGCAGCGGAUUCUGCUGCCAAAAUGGAGCGAGGAUUAAGGUCUUUCUUCAACAGAUUGAAAAGACAUCAUCUCGGGGAGGGGCUAAUUGCUCUCAACGAACAUUCCACAAUGUUACUUUCCAAUGCGGACCAUAUGCACUUGCCCAUGGCUAGCAGGAAGAUGCAUGCUCUGAGACACACCAGGGACUUCUCGUUAAUUAAACCUCUGAAAUUUUCCAUAACUCUGUCCCCGUAUACAAGCAUCAACUCCCAGCUGUUUCUGAUGUCUCUGCAAGAGGGCAAAGAAAAUUACUGGCUGAGCCUCCAAUCGAAAUUCGACAGCCACCCGACUCCUCUGCUUACCAAGUGGAAAGGGCAGUUUUCUGUCCGGCUGAACGUGACCAAUGAUGCUGCAAGAAGCUGGUACAUGGACAGGGUGAGCCUCUUGUGGCAGAGACUGGGAGCGCAGUACGUGACUUUUGAAGGUGCUGAAGGAAACAUGUUCGCAGAGCAGGCAAUCCAGCCACCCAGAGAACUGGAAGGGGAUAAAUACAUUGGCAUUUUUGCACUAAUGGCAGCUACGCUGGGAAAUUCGACAAUAAUUAGUGCCGUCACAAGAUCUAACCAUCUGCCACUCUUCAUUCAAAUGACCCCGCUCCAGUCGGACUGGAGUUAUGCUGGUUUGAAGGGAAUUAUACCUUCUGUGCUUCACUACAGUCUUCUUGGCUACAACUUCUUCAUUCCGGAUGCAGUAGGAGGGACCCUGGCAAAUGAAUUCCUGACAGAAGAAGAGCUGUAUAUUCGUUGGCUGCAGAUUGUGACUUUCCUUCCUGUGAUGUCCUUCAGCACUCCGCCAUGGGUCUGCUGUGACGACUGGGUACUGAAUCUCACUAGGCAAUACAUACAGAGGCAUCAAGAUUUUGUUGUCCCGCUCAUUCUAAAAUUCAGCAAGGAAUGGCUCUCCUGGGGGUAUCCCAUCUUCCGGCCGCUGUGGUGGCUCAGCCCCAAUGACCCAGUCACCUUCACUAUAGAUGACGAAUUCCUCAUUGGAGACGAGGUACUGAUCGCCCCAAUUACAGAACAAGGGCGAGUUCAGAGAGACAUCUACCUGCCUGGGGAAGGUCACAUAUGGAUGGACACCAACACCAACGCCCAGGUGUUUGAUGGAGGAACCUUAAUCAGGAACUACUCAGUCAGUCUUGUGGAGGUGCCAGUUUUUGUAAAAGCCUCCUAGAUUCCAGGCUGUCCCAGUUCUCACAAGAUUCACCUACUUCUCAGAAGAGUGAUGCUGACAAGACAUGCUCUCUUCCUGUUCAGCCAUUUGUGCUUUUCCAGGAACUCUUUUUUUUUUUUUUAUAUAUACAAGUGUUUAAAUCUGUUACUGUGAUUUGCUACCAUUCUAAAAUAGUUGAAAUACUGCAGGAGCUCUGGUACAAAAAAUACCCCCUGUGCACAUGCAACACAUCUGCUGAGAUCAUCCAGGUUCAUCUGACCCUAUCCUGUGUGUUAUCUAUCAGGAAUGUCUCUGAUUACCUAGUAGUGAAAGAGAGACACCCUCAAAGUCACAGGCUAAUGAGAAAGCAGAUGGAUUCAAUGUCUACUGGAAAUAUUCCCCUGUUUGGGGGGAAAAAAUCAUUAAAGUAAAGAGGAAGCUCUAACAGAGCCAGGUAUGGACAGACAGCAGGACUGGCUGCCUUGAAAAGAAACAGUCUUGGUUGACCAGGUCUAACUGCCUGCUGGAGUCUUAGUGAAACAGGAUUGCAUCAUCACUUAUCUUCUACAGACUGCAACGUUUGCUUUGGGAAAACUGCAGCAUCCAGUUCUGGGUGUUGUGUCAAUGUCUUUAUUUUUGUCUAGGAAAAAGUUGGAGACAAAACUUACAGAAAAGGAAUGGGCAGAGAAAGCUGUUCUGUAAUGUGUGGCUGCAGGUCACCAAUGUGAGGAGUCUUCUCCUUCCUUAUGGAUGAUUUGCCUUGUGUGGUUUUAGAAUAUCAGGGUUGGAAGGGACCUUAGGAGGUCAUCUUGUCCAACCCACUGCUCAAAGCAGGACCAAUCCCCAGACAGAUUUUUACCCCAGUUCCCUAAAUGGCCCCCUCAAGAAUUGAACUCACAACCUUGGGUUUAGGAGGCCAAUGCUCAAACCACUGAGCUAUCACUCCUCCCAGCACACUAUCCUGUCUGCUGCCUUCUGCCCCAGCUUUCUCACCUCAGAGUGCCGCCCUCCCAUGGCUCGAGAACACCCCAAAACUGAAAUCAGCCUUAGUUUAUUUUUGGAACUAAGCAGCCUAUUUGAAGCAUAGGGAUGUGUGUAUUAUGCAGCAGCUGGGACUCAGUAAACCGAGGAAUAGCAGCACUUAAGACAUUCAAACGGUUCUAGGAGGCUACAAAGAGAAGAUUAUUUUCUGUAACAUUAGGAGCUCAGCAAACACAUGAGGAUCUUAGCAGCUGAUAAGAUGCUACAGAGGCUGGACAUACAUAGUCUUAGCAUACCUGGGGGAAGUAACAGCUUCCAAGUGAAUUUAAAUGACCUUACCAAAGGGUGCAUAUAUAUAGGAGGAGUGGGCUCAGAUUUUCAAUGCUAAAAUUAAUGUAUAUGGUACAAUUUCUGUGUGUAUCCCAUGACAAGUACCCAACUUCACCCAUGGCAAAUGUCUUACUGCUUUGCCAUACCCUUGGGAUAGAUGAGCCAGAUGCUUAGCUGGUAUAAGCCAGCAUAGUUCUAUUGACAUUAGUGGAGUUAGGCCAAUUGACACCAGCUGAUGACCCCUCUCAUCUUCCUUUUAGAUCAGGAACCGCUCAGGAUUUUCCUAAUCUUAUUAAGAGUAUCUAGGACUUUCUGGAGUGUGAGGGGGCCCCAGGGCAGUGUCAAAAUGCAGGGUGCCGCAAGGGGUCAAAGGCUGAGUAUGGGAGGGGGAGCCCUGUGUGCCACACGGGGAAGGGGCUCACUCUGACCACGCCCAGGAGGUUGCUGUGGCACAGGGUACAAGCUUAGCAUGAAAACAACUUGUGCCCUGUAGGAGACAGAAGAGGCUGGGAACAAAGAAGCGCCUCUUGGUGCUGCUCUGAUAGCAUUGAAAGGCCUUUUAAAUGGAGUUCGAACAGAACAGAAUAGAUUUUAGCUGCUGCCCUGAGCUUGUAACUUGACAUGGUCCCCUCCAGGUAUUCAAUCUCAUCAGCAAUUUACAUGAAACAAAUUGAUAUUGCAGGCACCAUCCAAGGAUCCACAUCAGCCCGUGGCUGUUUGUAAAAAAAAGGAAUUUGCUUCAGCCUCCUCCUGCCCCCCCCUCAACCA
Molecule: messenger RNA, 5274 nt
Organism: Trachemys scripta elegans
Lineage: Eukaryota; Metazoa; Chordata; Testudines; Emydidae
Product: SITS-binding protein-like
Exons: 12
Coding region: 1204-3216 (670 amino acids)
Source: RefSeq, a predicted model, not a curated record